UGUUUCCUUGGUCUAAUUGUGCUGCCGUCUGAGGUCUCUGUGUAGCCUGGGAAGCGUAGCCAGCAAGACGGGAUAGUGGGCAGGUGGGUGCCCACAUCACAGCCCUCAACCAUGGCAGAAAAAUGCAGCGAGGGGUUGCUGAAUGGUGCUGUGCCUGGCGAGACGCGGAAGCGAGACGAGAACAUCAAACGCGGCAACUGGGGCAACCAGAUCGAGUUCGUCCUCACAAGUGUCGGUUACGCCGUGGGACUUGGCAACGUGUGGCGCUUCCCCUACCUCUGCUACCGCAAUGGAGGUGGCGCUUUCAUGUUCCCCUACUUCAUCAUGCUGGUGUUCUGUGGGAUCCCCCUAUUCUUCAUGGAACUCUCCUUUGGACAGUUUGCCAGCCAGGGCUGCCUUGGUGUCUGGAGGAUUAGCCCAAUGUUUAAAGGUGUUGGAUAUGGUAUGAUGGUUGUUUCCACCUACAUUGGAAUCUACUACAAUGUUGUGAUAUGCAUCGCCUUCUAUUAUUUCUUCUCAUCAAUGACACGGGUACUACCCUGGACGUACUGCAACAAUCCCUGGAAUACACCCAAUUGCACCGGUGUGUUGGACGUUACCAACAGCUCAGCUGGGUCAUCACUCAACGUCACACAGAUGCUUAACCAGACACUCAAGCGCACUAGUCCCAGUGAGGAAUACUGGAGGCGGUACGUGUUGAAGUUGUCUGAUGACAUUGGGAACUUGGGUGAGGUGCGGCUUCCUCUGCUGGGUUGCCUGGGUGUCUCUUGGGUUGUCGUCUUCCUCUGCCUCAUCAAGGGCGUCAAGUCCUCAGGAAAAGUUGUGUAUUUCACAGCAACCUUCCCGUAUGUGGUGCUGACAAUUUUAUUUGUGCGGGGAAUAACCCUUGAAGGAGCUGUUACUGGAAUCAUGUACUAUCUAACACCUCAGUGGGACAAAAUCCUUGAUGGAAAGGUAUGGGGAGAUGCAGCCUCUCAGAUCUUCUAUUCAUUGGGCUGUGCCUGGGGUGGGUUGAUCACUAUGGCAUCAUAUAACAAGUUCCACAACAACUGCUACAGGGACAGCAUCAUCAUCAGCAUCACAAACUGUGCCACGAGUGUCUAUGCAGGCUUUGUCAUCUUCUCCAUCCUGGGCUUCAUGGCCAACCACCUAGGUGUGGAUGUCUCCAAGGUGGCCGACCACGGUCCUGGCCUGGCUUUUGUAGCCUACCCCGAGGCACUGACACUUCUUCCUAUUUCCCCUCUCUGGUCUAUACUCUUCUUUUUCAUGCUCAUCCUGUUGGGACUGGGCACACAGUUUUGCCUCCUGGAGACUCUAGUUACAGCUGUUGUGGAUGAAGUGGGAAACGACUGGAUCAUCCGCCGGAAAACCUUUGUGACACUGGGUGUGGCUGUGGUGGGCUUCCUGCUGGGUGUUCCACUCAUCACACAGGCUGGCAUCUACUGGCUGUUACUGAUGGACAACUAUGCAGCAAGCUUCUCUCUAGUUGUCAUUUCAUGUAUCAUGUGUGUCUCUAUCAUGUACGUCUAUGGGCACCGGAACUACUUCAAGGACAUUGAGAUGAUGCUGGGUUUCCCACCCCCCAUCUUCUUUCAGAUCUGCUGGAGGUUCAUCUCUCCUGCUAUCAUCUUUUUUAUCCUCGUGUUCACAGUGAUCCAGUAUCGACCCAUCACCUAUAAUACAUACAUCUAUCCCGGCUGGGCCAUCACCAUUGGCUUCCUCAUGGCACUGUCCUCAGUAAUCUGCAUUCCAAUCUAUGCCGUGUUCUGUAUCCUGCGCUCAGAAGGGGACUCGCUGCUGCAGCGUGUGAAAAAUGCCACCCGGCCAAGCCGUGAGUGGGGCCCAGCCCUUGCAGAGCACCGAAGCGGCCGUUAUGCAUCAGUGCUCAGCCCCUCUAUAGAGUCCCAGCUGGAGGUGCAGUUGCUGAACCCUGAAAAACCCAAGAGUGAUGAAGCUGGCGUGGCUGUUGCCAUCAGUGUUGGAAGCAAUGGCUCUACCCACAGCCAGGACUCCAAGAUCUGAACCUUAGCC
Molecule: messenger RNA, 2031 nt
Organism: Gekko japonicus
Lineage: Eukaryota; Metazoa; Chordata; Lepidosauria; Squamata; Gekkonidae
Gene: SLC6A9
Product: solute carrier family 6 (neurotransmitter transporter, glycine), member 9
Exons: 13
Coding region: 112-2022 (636 amino acids)
Biological process (GO): neurotransmitter transport; sodium ion transmembrane transport; glycine import across plasma membrane
Cellular component (GO): plasma membrane
Molecular function (GO): glycine:sodium symporter activity
Source: RefSeq, a predicted model, not a curated record